Drosophila biarmipes is the source of this 4572-nucleotide messenger RNA. Its product is annotated as lysosomal alpha-mannosidase. Gene Ontology annotation, molecular function: carbohydrate binding; alpha-mannosidase activity. The record is from RefSeq and is a predicted model, not a curated record. Gene Ontology annotation, biological process: mannose metabolic process. Gene Ontology annotation, cellular component: lysosome. Lineage: Eukaryota; Metazoa; Arthropoda; Insecta; Diptera; Drosophilidae.
GAAACAAAGCCAAAUAUGAUCAAUAUCCACUUGGUGCCCCACUCUCAUGACGAUCUGGGCUGGCUAAAAACGGUCGAUCAGUACUAUUACGGCAACAAACACAACAUUCAGCAUGCCGGAGUCCAAUAUAUUUUCGAUACUGUGAUUGCGGAACUCAGCAAGGACUCCCGUCGCCGAUUCAUUCAAGUGGAGACAGGUUUCUUCGCCAAGUGGUGGGACGAUCAGUCGGAAACUAAGAAGCAACUAGUCAAAAAGUUGGUGAACGAGGGACGUCUCGAGUUCACUGGUGGUGCCUGGAGCAUGAACGAUGAAGCCGCCGUCAAUUACCAGAGCGUGAUCGAUCAGUUCGCCGUUGGAUUGAAGUUCCUGAAUGACAACUUUGGGGUUUGCGGGCGUCCCCGCGUCGGCUGGCAGAUCGAUGCCUUUGGCCACUCCAGGGAGCAGGCCUCGAUGUUCGCCCAAAUGGGUUUCGACGGCCAGUUCUUUGCCCGCAUGGAUCAGAAUGACAAGAACAAGAGGGUGGAUAACCUCGGCCUUGAAAUGAUUUGGGAUGCUAGCGAAACCCUGGAGGAACUAGAUUUCUUCACUGGCAUGCUCUACAAUCACUAUUCAGCGCCUCCUGGCUUCUGCUUUGACUCCCUCUGCCAAGAUGAUCCUAUAAUUGAUGGAAAAAGCUAUGACAACAAUGUCGAGUCCAAGGUGGAUGAUUUCAUUAAAUAUGCAUCUAAUCUGGCUGGCUAUUAUCGCUCCGAUCACAUAAUGGUGCCCAUGGGCGAUGAUUUCCAGUACGAAAAUGCCUAUAUGAACUACAAGAACAUGGACAAACUGAUCAAGUACGUUAACGAACGCCAGGCAAGUGGCUCCAAGUACAAUGUGAUCUAUUCAACCGCAGGAUGCUAUUUGAAUUACCUGCACAAGAGUCUUCAAAGCUGGCCAAACAAGACCCAGGACUUCCUGCCCCAUUCCCACGAGGCUAAAAGCUUUUGGACUGGUUUCUUCACCUCUCGGCCCACCGUGAAGCGAUUUGAACGCGAUGGAAAUCACAUGUUGCAGGUGGCCAAGCAAUUGAGUGUGCUUGCGGAUCUUUCAAGCGACAGGCAGACUAAAGACUUGGACUACCUGCGUCAGAUAAUGGGAGUAAUGCAGCAUCAUGAUGCCAUCACAGGCACCGAGAAGCAGGAAGUGUCCAAUGACUACGAUCGCCUUCUGUAUGACGCCAUAUUGGGAGGCGCCAAUACCGCCCGCGAUGCCCUUCGGCUGCUCACCAAUCAGCCAGAAGGAGAAUUUGAAAGUUGCCUGAAACUCAAUAUAAGCGAGUGCGCCUUUACCAAAGAAAGUGCUGAUAAUUUGGUCGUGACCUUGUACAAUCCAUUGGCACACAUUUCCACGCAGUACGUACGAGUUCCGGUGAAGGAGGAUAACUACCAAGUUACUGAUGAGAAGGGUCGUGUGGUGGCUUCUGAAUUGGUCCCGGUUCCCUGGCAGGUCCUGGCCCUAGAAUUUCGAAGCAAUGAUACUCAGCAUGAGCUGGUCUUCAAGGCAGCAGUAAACAAAAUUGCUAACUUUUACAUUAAGAAGGUCGAUGAAGAACUAAAAACGAAUAACAUUCUGCCAACUCAAGCUAAAUCGGAUACCAAAGAAGGAGAAAUGCCUUCGCGUUUUAAGAAGGUGCACACUCUGAAAACUAAUGCGGAGACCCGUGAUGAUGGAGAGACCGUUGUCCAGAAUUCGCUUAUAAAACUGGUGAUCGACAACCACACAGGCCAUUUGAAGACCGUUGAAAUGAACGGAGUUUCCGAAAACAUUGAACAGACUUUUGGAAUGUACAAGACAGCCCGGUCUUGUCAUUACAUUUUCCGCCAGGAUGCAGAUUUGGAAGCUCUGGAAGACCCAUUUGAGUUCACUGUUUACGAAGGUGAAUCCGUCAAGGAAGUCCAUCAGCAGGUGAACGAGUGGAUUUCGCAAGUGAUCCGCAUCUACGAGGGUGUAAACCGAGUGGAGUUGGAAUGGCUUGUGGGUCCUGUUCCGGUCGACGAUGAGCUGGGCAAGGAGAUAGUUACGAUCUUUAUGAGUGGAAUCUCCUCAAAUGGAGUCUUCUACACCGAUUCGAAUGGUCGUGAAAUGAUCCGGAGAGAGAAGGACAAGCGGGAGGACUUCAGUCCCGACUUGAGUGAGCAACCCGUGAGCGGAAACUACUAUCCAGUCACCUCCAGAAUGGCUCUGCAGGAUGCGAGCAGGCGAAUGGUUCUGCUCAAUGAUCGAUCUCAGGGAGGAGCUAGCUUGGAGAAUGGUCGUUUGGAGAUGAUGCUGCAUCGCCGCCACCUUUUCGCAGAUGGCUCAGGCGCAGCGGAGGCCAUCAAUGAACAACAGUUUGGAAAAGGAUUGAUUGCUCGCGGAAAACUGUACCUUUAUUACAUGGUACCCAUGGGCGAUGAUUUCCAGUACGAAAAUGCCUAUAUGAACUACAAGAACAUGGACAAACUGAUCAAGUACGUUAACGAACGCCAGGCAAGUGGCUCCAAGUACAAUGUGAUCUAUUCAACCGCAGGAUGCUAUUUGAAUUACCUGCACAAGAGUCUUCAAAGCUGGCCAAACAAGACCCAGGACUUCCUGCCCCAUUCCCACGAGGCUAAAAGCUUUUGGACUGGUUUCUUCACCUCUCGGCCCACCGUGAAGCGAUUUGAACGCGAUGGAAAUCACAUGUUGCAGGUGGCCAAGCAAUUGAGUGUGCUUGCGGAUCUUUCAAGCGACAGGCAGACUAAAGACUUGGACUACCUGCGUCAGAUAAUGGGAGUAAUGCAGCAUCAUGAUGCCAUCACAGGCACCGAGAAGCAGGAAGUGUCCAAUGACUACGAUCGCCUUCUGUAUGACGCCAUAUUGGGAGGCGCCAAUACCGCCCGCGAUGCCCUUCGGCUGCUCACCAAUCAGCCAGAAGGAGAAUUUGAAAGUUGCCUGAAACUCAAUAUAAGCGAGUGCGCCUUUACCAAAGAAAGUGCUGAUAAUUUGGUCGUGACCUUGUACAAUCCAUUGGCACACAUUUCCACGCAGUACGUACGAGUUCCGGUGAAGGAGGAUAACUACCAAGUUACUGAUGAGAAGGGUCGUGUGGUGGCUUCUGAAUUGGUCCCGGUUCCCUGGCAGGUCCUGGCCCUAGAAUUUCGAAGCAAUGAUACUCAGCAUGAGCUGGUCUUCAAGGCAGCAGUAAACAAAAUUGCUAACUUUUACAUUAAGAAGGUCGAUGAAGAACUAAAAACGAAUAACAUUCUGCCAACUCAAGCUAAAUCGGAUACCAAAGAAGGAGAAAUGCCUUCGCGUUUUAAGAAGGUGCACACUCUGAAAACUAAUGCGGAGACCCGUGAUGAUGGAGAGACCGUUGUCCAGAAUUCGCUUAUAAAACUGGUGAUCGACAACCACACAGGCCAUUUGAAGACCGUUGAAAUGAACGGAGUUUCCGAAAACAUUGAACAGACUUUUGGAAUGUACAAGACAGCCCGGUCUUGUCAUUACAUUUUCCGCCAGGAUGCAGAUUUGGAAGCUCUGGAAGACCCAUUUGAGUUCACUGUUUACGAAGGUGAAUCCGUCAAGGAAGUCCAUCAGCAGGUGAACGAGUGGAUUUCGCAAGUGAUCCGCAUCUACGAGGGUGUAAACCGAGUGGAGUUGGAAUGGCUUGUGGGUCCUGUUCCGGUCGACGAUGAGCUGGGCAAGGAGAUAGUUACGAUCUUUAUGAGUGGAAUCUCCUCAAAUGGAGUCUUCUACACCGAUUCGAAUGGUCGUGAAAUGAUCCGGAGAGAGAAGGACAAGCGGGAGGACUUCAGUCCCGACUUGAGUGAGCAACCCGUGAGCGGAAACUACUAUCCAGUCACCUCCAGAAUGGCUCUGCAGGAUGCGAGCAGGCGAAUGGUUCUGCUCAAUGAUCGAUCUCAGGGAGGAGCUAGCUUGGAGAAUGGUCGUUUGGAGAUGAUGCUGCAUCGCCGCCACCUUUUCGCAGAUGGCUCAGGCGCAGCGGAGGCCAUCAAUGAACAACAGUUUGGAAAAGGAUUGAUUGCUCGCGGAAAACUGUACCUUUAUCUCGACGCUGUUGAAGAUGGAGCCACUGCAUUCGAGCGAGUGGCUGAGAAAGAGAUUCACCUGCCUUUCUGGAAGUUCUUCAGCAAAGGCAGUACGAGCCUACGCGAAGCUACGAAGUCGCUGCCCGACUUCAAUGAUUUGCCCAAGUCAGUCCACUUACUUACCCUGGAGCCUUACUCCAAGAAUGAAGUUCUGCUGCGAUUGGAGAACUUUUUGGACCAAACAGAGGGCAAUGUGGUUAGCUUCAACAUUCGCCAGAUCUUCGAUGAUCUUGGUGGGCUGGAGAUUCGGGAAACCACCUUGGAUGGCAAUCUUCCACUCAGCGAUAUGAGGCGCUUAAAGUUCCACCACGAUGGGUCUGGUCGUAGUCCCUCAGCCCCUGAAUAUUUCAUCGCUCUGCAUAGCCCCUUGGCAUCCAACAAAUCCCAGGACGCCUCAGAAUUCAGCGUCACAUUAAAACCUAUGCAAAUCCGCACAUUUAUUAUCAAGAAGGAGAAAGCUUAA